GUGGUUACAGCCAGCGUUUACCAAAUGUGAGCGCCCUGGGCAAGAUCUUCACUGCGCUACCCUUUGGCGAGCCGGUUUUCCAGAUGUUGGAGCUGAAGCUCGCCAUGUACCUCGACUUCCCCGCACGCAUGAGGCCGGGAGUCCUUGUCACCUGUGCAGAUGACAUCGAGCUGUACAGCAGCGGAGCCACAGAAACCCUCGUGUUCGACAAGCCCGGGUUUACCGCCUUGGCUCACCCUUCAGAUCUGGCGGUCGGGACCACUCAUGGGGUGUUUGUUUUGGAUCCCUCCAGCUUUUUGGGAGAAGGAGGGCUGGAAUACGCAUCUUGCCGUCGUUUCCUGCACAAGCCUGAUGUUCAGACGAUGCGGCGGUGCGGUGCGGUGUGCGCAAGAGGGAGCUGUUCUCCGCUGGGCUCUGCAGACCACAGCUCGGAGUGCGUGUACACAGACAGCAUAUUCUACAUGGAUCACAGCACUGCCAAACUACUGCUGGCAUUUUGUAAGCAGGUGGGCAGCCUUUGCUGUGAAAUAGAUGCGUAUGGUGACUUUCUCCAGGCCCUGGGACCGGAAGCCACUCUGGAGUACACACAAAAUACCAGUAACGUCAUGAAAGCGGGGUCACGACUGGUAGAGGUGCGGCAGGAGCUGUACGCGCUGCUGAGGGGAACCGCACUCAACGUCAUGGUGCUGAACAACUCCAAGUUCUACCACAUCGGAUCGACCCAGGAGUACCUGUUCCACCUCACAGCUGGCAGCAAGCUGAAGCACGAGCUCGGCUUCGUGUCCAUGGCCUUUAGCGUCUGUGAGGGCGCCGCGGGCCGGGACCCCUCAUCCUGCGCCAUCCAGAGCAUCCUGCAGCCUGAGGCUCGCGUCGGGCCCGGCUCUGUCAUCGAGUGCUCCAGGGUCGGACCUGGGGUCUCGGUGGGGCAGAACUGCAUUGUUAGUGGAGCACACAUAAGUGCCAAGGCAGACGUACCUCCCGGCUGUUUUCUGAGCUCACUGAGUGUAAAAAUCAACAGUCAAGUGGAAUAUGUGAGUAUGGUGUUUGGUGUAGAAGAUGACUUGAAGAAGAGCGUGAAAUCCUUGUCAGAUGUACAUUCCCUGCGGUUUUUCGGAGUCAGUUUACCGCAGUGCUUGGAGCUGUGGGGGGUGAAUGUUUCGGAGCAGCUCUUCUCCAGCGGGAACACGUGUCUGGGGCUGUGGACUGCCAGGAUUUUUCCCGUUUGUUCCACUUUAGAUGAAUCAGUUACCAUGUCACUAAAAAUGUUAAAUUCUGUGCAGCACAUGACAGCUCUCAAGUUGGACAGCUUUCAGCUCUUGUCCGUUGAAGAAAUGCUCGCUCACAAAGAUGUAGGAGAUAUGUUGAAGUUUAGGGAGCAAGUUUAUGAUGAAAUCCGUCUACGAAGACCAAGAGAGAAGUCUGGUUUAUAG
Messenger RNA from Mesitornis unicolor (brown roatelo), 1430 nucleotides. RefSeq names its product fucose-1-phosphate guanylyltransferase (gene FPGT). The transcript has a single exon. Gene Ontology annotation, molecular function: transferase activity, transferring phosphorus-containing groups. Lineage: Eukaryota; Metazoa; Chordata; Aves; Mesitornithiformes; Mesitornithidae. The annotation marks the transcript as partial. The record is from RefSeq and is a predicted model, not a curated record.